AUUGAGAGCUUGCUUACUUGUGCUAUAUAAGAAUGAACUAUUAUUAGUAUUAUCAUUAUUAUUAGUGUACUUAUGAAAAGACAUUUAUUUCCUGAAAUCGAACCAAUUUGGUUAGGGCUUCAGUAAACGAAAGUAGCUGUUAUGGUAGUCCACCUAAAUCUAAGAAUUAUAGACUUGGCUUAUAUUUUGGAAAAGUUAGCACAACAUGACAACCAGAAAAAAGCCACCAGUUAAACCAAGACCGACGAGGAAUUCACGAAUAAAAUCCGAAGGAAAUGAACAAGAUUACAGGAACGAAAAUAUAUCGUACCCAGGCUAUGAUUGUGAGGGUAAAUAUGAGCCUCCGGAUAGUAAUUAUACCCAGGUUCAGAAAAAACGUGAUAAUCAAAACAUUGGUGUAAACAGGGAGGAUCUACCUGUACGCCUACCAGAGCCGUUCAAGAAGCAAACAAAUGUAACACGCGAGGCUACUACCACAGAUUCAAAGACACGUCCAGUAAGACAUGACCCGCGGCCGAAGAGUAUGCCUAACGCUAAGACAGAAUUGAUUGCUGAUUUAAAUAAAGUGCUUAAAGGUAGGGAGAUUUCAACGGAAGAAAAUAGGAAAAACUUACAAAUCCCAAGUCUACAACGAAGUCAAGAAAUAGGCCUGCAUGUAAAAUUCAAUGAAAGAAAGCAUCCAUCACAGCAAUCUGAUGUUAUUGAAAAGUACACACCAGAGCAAUCUGGUGUCUUCGGAAAGUAUACACCAGAGCAAUCUCAAAAGCACACUCGAGAGCAGCCCCAUGUCUUCGAAAAGCAUCCAUCAAAGCAAUCUGAUGUCUUUGAAAAGUACACACCAGAUCAGCCUGAUGUCUUUGGAAAGAAGUAUACACCGGAGCAAUCUGAAAAGCACACUCUAGGGCAGUCCGAGGUCUCCGAAAAGCAUCCAUCAGAGCAAUCUGAUGUCUUUGAAAAGUACACACCAGAUCAGCCUGAUGUCUUAAUAAAGAAGUAUACACCGGAGCAAUCUGAAAAGCACAAUCUAGGGCAGCCCCAGGUCUCCGAAAAGCAUCCAUCGGAGCAAUCUGAUGUCCUUGAAAAGUACACACCAGAGCAACCUGAUGACUUUAGAAAGUAUACACCAGAGCAAUUUGAAAAGCCCACUCGGGGGCAGUGUCAGGUUUUCGAAAAGCAUCCAUCAGAGCAAUCUGAUGUCUUUGAAAAGCAUCCACUAGAGCAACCUGGUUUUUUUAGAAAGUACACACCAGGGCAACAUAAUGUUUUUGAAAAACAUACACCAGCGCGAUCUGAUGACUUUGAAAAGCACAUACGAUGGCAGACUCAGGUCUUCGAAAAGCACCCACCAGAGCAAUCUGAUGUCUUUGAAAAGCACCCACCAGAGAAACCUGCCAUUCCAAUUAAACAGCUGGCCCACGGAGUCCACACAAUGGAACCAAUCACACACUAUCAACGCCAACAGGCUCAGAAAACAUUUGCCAAAACUGAAGGUCAGCAAACUGAAGACAAUUUAACCGAAUUUUCAAAAGAAUGUAGAUACUUUCUUGAUCAUGUAAAGUGGCUACAUGAAAAUGUAAAGGAAACAAGGGAAAAGUACGAAAACGACGAGAUGUUGAGGGUUGUAUUAUACACAAAAGAACAGAAGAUGUUUUGGCACCUGGGAGAUAUUGAAUAUGCUUUAAACAGUUUUACAGGUCAUCUAGAAAAAGUAAUGGAAGAUUAUGUCAAAAUAGUAAAGUUGGUGAAUGAAUGGCUGAAAGAGAAUUAUUUUGAGGCGUUUGAGAAUUACUACCUCAAUUCAGACAUACAACAGAGCUUAGUCUCACAUGUCAAAGAAAAUCGUCCAAUCUUUCAUCAAGUUUUACAAGAAAAGCAUUCACAGACGCAACAGCUAAAUCGAAAUUAUUCUUUCGAAGAUCUUGAGGCUAGAUUUGAGGAACCAAAAAAAUGGUACCAUAUUCUAAAUUACCACCUAAGGAGACUGGACGAGGCGCACACGCGAUGUUUUAACGUUACAAUGGAAUUCAAAGUCAUUCAGUUCGAAACUAUGAAACUGCUGGAGGAAAAGCAAACUAACAUUAUAGAGAAAAAAAAACAGCAUGCAGACCAUCCUUGGACAAUCAUUACCGCUCUGGAGGUAAUUAUUGCAUUAUAG
Molecule: messenger RNA, 2155 nt
Organism: Anneissia japonica
Lineage: Eukaryota; Metazoa; Echinodermata; Crinoidea; Comatulida; Comatulidae
Exons: 10
Coding region: 206-2155 (649 amino acids)
Source: RefSeq, a predicted model, not a curated record